AGGCUCCCCUUUUUUACGGAAACAAGAUGGCGGAACGCAGCAGCUCCACAUCAAGAAGGCCGUAUUAGAACUUUGGUGAAGUGUUUUUUCCUCCCCGUCCGGACUGGACUGCCAGCAGCCUCGUGAUUUAUGACGCGGAGUUUGUGGACCGGCCGGGUUUCGGAUGAUGUCUCCGUGAAGGCCUCGGGAAGGUCAGAUGUCCAGCGUGCGGCAUGGCGGCAGUGUCAUACGACCAGCUGCUGAGGCAGGUGGAGGUGCUGAAGAUGGAGAACUCCACCCUGAGGCAGGAGCUGCAGGACAACUCCAACCACCUGACCAAGUUGGAGACGGAGGCCUUCAACAUGAAGGAAGUCCUGAAGCAGCUGCAGGGUACCAUUGAAGAGGAGUCUGGGGAGGCGACUGGUUCUCAGGUGGAGCUGAUAGAAAGACUGAAAGGGAUGAGCCUGGACUCAGCUGGCUUUAAGUCAUGGUCCCGGCCUCCUCUCCCCAUGCCGGCCACCUCUGGAGCUACAACAGGAAAUGCCGGAGCUCCAGGUCCUUCCCUGGCUUCUGUCUUUACCAGAAGAGGACUGCCUUCAGUGGGCAGAGACAACCACGACCGCUGCCUUGAGGAGUUGGAGAAGGAAAGGGCUCUUCUUUUGGCUGAGCUGGAGAAGGAGGAGAAGGAGAAGGGCUGGUAUUAUGCUCAGCUGCAGAAUCUCACCAAACGAAUCGACAGUCUGCCGCUAACAGAAAACUUCACUCUGCAGACGGACAUGAGCCGACGACAACUGGAGUUUGAGGCCCGGCAAAUCCGAUCAGCCAUGGAGGAACAGCUGGGCUCCUGUCAGGAGAUGGAAAGGAGAGCUCAGGCUCGUGUUUCACGCAUUCAGCAGAUAGAAAAGGACAUCUUGAGGCUGGGGGCACACCUACAGCAGGCUGAGGGAGCUCAAGGUGACGGCAGUUUACCGGCGGGCACUCAGAGUUGUGGGGGUCGACUGGACCAGGGCGGGGGAAGUGAGACGAGUUACCCUGUUCCCAGACGAAUCACCAGCCAUCUGGGAACCAAGGUGGAGAUGGUGUACAGCCUCCUCUCCAUGCUGGGUACUCACGACAAGGACGACAUGUCGCGGACGCUGCUCGCCAUGUCCAGCUCCCAGGAUUCCUGCAUUGCAAUGCGUCAGUCUGGCUGCCUGCCUCUGCUCAUCCAGCUGCUGCAUGGCAACGACAAGGACUCCCUGCUGUUGGGUAACUCUCGUGGAAGUAAGGAGGCCCGAGCAAGGGCAUCUGCGGCGCUGCACAACAUAGUGCACAGUCAGCCGGAUGACAAGAGAGGUCGCCGUGAGAUACGAGUGCUGCACCUGCUGGAGCAGGUACGCCACUACUGUGAGGCCUGCUGGAGCUGGCAGGAGAACCACGAGCGUGGUGUGGACCAGGAGGAAAACCCCAUGCCGUCUCCAGUGGAGCACCAGAUUUGUCCAGCUGUGUGCGUCUUUAUGAAGCUCUCCUUUGAUGAAGAGCACCGCCACGCCAUGAACGAGUUAGGGGGUCUGCAGGCUGUGGCUGAGUUGUUACAGGUGGACUGUGAGAUGGGCGGCCUCAGCAGCGACCAUUACAGUGUCACUCUACGCCGAUAUGCUGGCAUGGCGCUCACAAACCUCACCUUUGGAGAUGUGGCCAAUAAGGCCACGCUGUGCUCCAUGAAGGGCUGCAUGAGAGCCAUGGUCGCUCAGCUGAAGUCUGAGAGCGAAGACUUGCAGCAGGUGAUUGCGAGUGUCCUGAGAAACCUGUCGUGGCGUGCUGACGUCAACAGUAAGAAGACGCUGCGUGAGGUGGGCAGCGUGCGUGCUCUGAUGGGCUGCGCUCUGGAAGUGCAGAAGGAAUCAACGCUGAAGUCUGUACUGAGCGCGCUCUGGAACCUCUCCGCACAUUGCACUGAGAACAAAGCUGAUAUCUGUGCGGUCGAUGGCGCUCUGGCAUUCCUGGUUGGGACACUGACCCAUCGCAGCCACACAAACACCCUGGCCAUCAUCGAGAGUGGUGGUGGAAUCCUGCGAAACGUGUCCAGUCUCAUCGCCACAAACGAGGCACACAGGCAGGUUCUGCGAGAGCAUGGCUGCCUGCCAACUCUUCUGCAGCACCUGAAGUCUCAUAGUUUGACCAUCGUGUCCAACGCCUGCGGGACGCUCUGGAAUCUGUCUGCUCGAGACAUCAAGGACCAGGAGACUCUGUGGGAACUGGGCGCAGUUGGCAUGCUGCGUAAUCUGAUCCACUCCCGGCACAAGAUGAUCGCCAUGGGCAGCGCCGCGGCGCUGCGAAACCUGAUGGCCAACCGGCCAGCAAGGUUCAAAGAUGCCAACGUGGUGUCCCCUGGCGCUGGUGCUCCCUCCCUGCACGCUCGCAAACAAAAGGCAUUGUUCGAAGAGUUGGAUGCACAGCAUCUGUCAGAGACCUUCGACAACAUCGACAAUCUGAGCCCCAAGGCCACACACAGGAAGGGGCGUGGCUGUAGCACCCCCGGCGCAGGAGGCACAGCCACGCGCUCAUACGCCAACACACCAGUCCUGUCAAGCCCGAAGAACGGAGACGGGUCCAAGAGGAUGAGCGAAGAAGCGAUAUACACCGCCCGCUCGGUGUACCCGCCCAGCGUCCGGGCCUCCAGCGACAGCCUUAACAGCGUGACAAGUGCCGACGGCUACGGGAACCGGGGCAAGACCAAGCCGUCGUCGGAGCCCUUCUACUCCUCGGACGAGAGCGCCGUUAGCAAGUGCUGCGUCUACAGGAAGUACCCAGCUGACCUGGCUCACAAGAUUCGGAGUGCGAAUCACAUGGCAGAGGAUGAUGGUGCCGAGUUGGAUACGCCCAUCAACUACAGCCUGAAGUACUCUGAUGAGCAGCUCAACUCUGGGAGGCAGAGUCCCAGUCCCCGUGUCGGCAUUGAGAGCGACCACGAAAGCGAGCAGGAAGGCCAGCUGCGGAGAAGCGAUGAUGGAGAAACAGGACCCAGUAGCUGCCUUGGGUCUAUCCCACCCCCUCACUAUGUGGUCGCCACAUCAUCAAACUACGGUGGCGAGCCUCCACCGGAGCAGCCUAUUGACUACAGCCUGAAGUAUGGAGCUGAUGCUGCUCGGAAACCUCUCUUCAAGCAAGACGAAGCUGCUGUCUCCCUGCUGGAUCCUCCCACAUCUUCCUCUGGCAGCAAGCCCCACCCCCUGGUUCCUCCCAUCUCUCGCCCUGUCACAAAAAACAGCCAGGAGUCGCCGCAGACGUACUGUGUGGAGGACACGCCCAUCUGCUUCUCUAGAGGCAGCUCUCUGUCAUCUUUAUCGUCCGAGGAAGAGGACGACCGGGAUGCCAUUGAGAACAAGAAGAAAGGGCGGGGCAGCGUGGUCGCCGGCAGCAACGACUACCCGACUCUGCCCGUCGGAGAGAAGAGCGAGCAGCAGCAACGGCAGCAGAAAGAGGCGGAGAGUCAGACUGCAGGCCCUCCCACUUCACGGGGACGGAGAGGUCAUCACCACCAUCAUGGCCACUCCCACCACCCCCACCACAGUGUGACAUCAUCAUCGGGCGCCAGGACUCCCAAAAGCCCUCCAGAGCAGCCCUACGCUCAGGAGACGCCUCUGAUGUUCAGCCGCUGCACCUCCGUCAGCUCCCUCGACAGCUUUUCCGCCUCCUCCAUUGCCAGCUCCGUGCGCUCCAGUGAGCCCUGCAGCGGCAUGCCGAGUGGCGUGGUCAGCCCCAGCGACCUCCCUGACAGUCCGGGGCAGACGAUGCCGCCGAGCCGGGCUAAGACCCCUCCCCUCCCGCCACCGGUCCAGAAAAACACGGAGGAGGACAAAGCCAAGGAGGUGGAGGAAAAUAAUGUUGAUAUCCUGCUGCACUUUGCUACAGAGAGCACCCCCCAUGGCUUCUCAUGUGCCUCUAGUCUGAGCGCGCUCAGUCUGGAUGAACCCUUUAUUGCUGCCGAAAUGAAAAAGAAAGAGGAGCAUGGGGGGGCGAGCUGUGAAAGGAAGGAGAUCUCCACCAAACCUGUCCUCAAUGAGUCCGAUGACGAUGACAAUGAGAUCCUGGUGGCCUGCAUCACCUUGGCAAUGCCCAAGUCCUCACAGAAACCAAAGAAACCGCACCAGACCCCCCCACGGAAGCAGAGCCAGCUCCCUGUGUACAAAGUUCUGCCUCCCCAGAGAAGGGCCCAACCCCAGCAAAGGAAGGACGUGGGGCCCCCUCCAGCAGAGGAGGUACCCCGAGUGUACUGUGUGGAGGGAACGCCUCUCAACUUCUCCACUGCCACUUCACUGAGCGAUCUCACCAUCGACUCGCCCCCCAACGAAGAGACGCCCCCCAUCAUCGCCCAAAGGACGCGAGCGGGAUUUCCAGAGGGGGAAAACGGGGAAGACAUCCUUGCAGAGUGCAUCAGUGCCGCCAUGCCCAAGGCCAAACCCCGGAAACCAGUCAGAGCGUCAGCAGGCGGCGAGCACCAGCAAGCCCCCCCCGUUCUGGCUUCAGGGCCCCCUCUCGCCCCACUGCCCCAGAAGAAAAAGCCGACGUCUCCCGUGAAGCCCGUCUCUCAGCGCUCGGCUUACAGCGGCUCGGCAGCCUCCAAGCCAAAGCCGGGGUUUGCCUUCGACUCUCCACGCCACUACACGCCCAUCGAGGGGACGCCAUGCUGCUUCUCCCGCAACGACUCGCUCAGCUCGCUGGACUUUGAUGAAGACGACGGCUGCGACAGAGACGGGGAGGAGUGUAGGAAGGAAGGGGAGGGCGGCAGGAGAAAGCGGCAGCAGGCGGCCGUUCUCCCUCAGCCGAAACCUGCCAGCCAGACGGCCACAGACGAGAAGCAGAAGUUUGCCAUCGAGGACACGCCCGUCUGCUUCUCCAGGAACCCGUCGCUGAGCUCACUGAGUGACAUCGACCAGGAGAACAACAACAAGGAGUUUGCUCCACAGGAUGGAGGCGCUGCUGCUGAGACUCCUCCCCCUGCAAAGGUGGAGUCCAAACCACAACCCCCCGGUGCCAGCGGCUACACCCCCAAAGCGUUUCAUGUGGAGGACACGCCCGUCUGCUUCUCCAGGAACUCGUCGCUCAGCUCUCUCAGCAUCGACUCGGAGGACGACUUGCUGCAGGAAUGCAUCAGCUCCGCCAUGCCCAAGAAGAAGAAGAAGGCGGCGGCGGCCACGCCUCCUGCUGCUGCAGCGGUCGCGCCGCUUACAGCUAGCGAUUGUGUUCUGGUUGAGGAGGAGCCGUCCGAGUCGCAGCACAGCCCCACCUCCCCUGACUCAGAGUCAUUUGAUUGGAAGGCCAUUCAAGAAGGCGCCAAUUCCAUCGUCAGCAGCCUGAAUGCCGCCGCCGCAUCUUCAUCCCUCUCCCGUCAGCCAUCUUCAGACUCGGACUCGGUCCUGUCUCUGAAGUCUGUUGGGUCACCCUUUCACCUUCCAACGGCCAGCAACAAUAUGGAGGAAGAGGAGCGGGGGACGGACGAACCUACCUGUGGCCCCAGAAUCCUGAAGGCGGGAGAGCACGGCACGCUGGACGCCAAGAAGAAGGAGGAGGAGGGGCCAAAGGCCCUGAGGGGCGGGAAGAAGGUGUACAGGAGUCUGAUCACGGGGAGGCCCAGGAUGGAGCCUGCCGCUAGAGGCCGGAGCAAGCCCCGAGCCACAGCUUCUGGAGGCAGUGAUGGUGCUGACAAAGGAGGCGGGGCCUCCCAGGACUCCAUAGCCUCACGAUCCUCAUCUGGAGCUAACCUGAAAGGAGGGAAAGUGUCCCAACUGCCACGCACCGCGUCUCCUGCUUCCAAAGCCGGUAAGCACAGCGGAACGCCCAAGAACCCUGCUGCUAUCCCCAGGAGCGAGUCCGCCUCCAGGGUGGUCAGUGCUACUGCCCCCAAGAAGCAAAAGGCGGAGCCUGAGAAGCCAGGCCUUGUCCGCCAAUCGACCUUUAUCAAAGAGGCCCCCAGCCCAACACUAAAAAGGAAGCUGGAGGACUCUACCGCCGCCGCCGUUACGCUGGAGUCCCCCUUAAGCCCCGAUGCGUCCCUGCCCCUCUCAACUAGGGUCAGACACGAGGUCUGCCGCUCGCAGUCGGAGAGCCCGUCACGACCUCAGGAAGUGACCUCAUCACGCCUGAGCCGCACCGGGACCUGGAAGAGAGAAAACAGCACCGGAGGGGGCGGCGCCAGCAAGCACUCCACCUCUCUGCCGCACGUUGGCACGUGGAAGAGAACCGGAAGCUCCUCGUCUGUUCUGUCCGCCUCAUCCGAGUCCAGUGAAAAGGGGCGGAGUGAAGAGGAGGGCGCUGCCAAGUCAAAGGGAGCUUGGCGAAUGCCGAAGAGCGGCAGCGACUCCUCUGCUGCCUGCAGCGAAUCCGACAAGGCGGAGGACGUGUGGGUCCGUCUGGAGGACUGUCCGGUCAACAACCCGCGAUCUCCGUCCUCCUGCUCUGCGCGCUCCCCCACCGCCAAAGGCCCGCCCAUCAUCGACAGCCCCACCCCUUCAAAAAUACCAUCCUCCUCCUCCUCCUCCUCCUCUUCCAAUCUGAACCUGCGACGGAGCUGUGAGAGUCUGCUAGACGACAGGUUACCGCCACCAGAGCGUCCGGCGCAGCGUCCGGCGGCGCGCAGCAGCGCCGUGGCGGCUCGCGUCAGUCCCUUCAACUAUACACCGAGCCCGAGGAAGAGCAGCACCGAGGUCAGCCCUCCGACAACCACUACCAGCAGCAUGUCCAGCACGCCCACAAGACCCUCGCUCAUCCCAACUCCUGUCACCAAGAAGAGGGAGCCCAAAAGCGGAGAGGGAGGCGGCGGAGGCGGCGGCGGCGAGCGCGGCUCGUACAUAGUGACGUCCGUGUGAAGAUCAGCAGCCAACUCUGCAGCAACUUGAACUUUUUAUCUUUUUAUACCACUAAAUGAUUAUUUGUUGCUCUUAGCUCCGCCUCCUGCAUGACCCCGCCCUUCUUAGCAGUUUAACACAAUGAUGCUAACGAUGGUAUCUGCCGACUGUCGUGUCGGAACUUCCUGUUGGUCUUUUUGGAAUUUGGUUGAUGACCAGAACCAGUUCCUGGUGUCCUGUUCUAUUGGGGGGGGGGGGGGGGGUUCUGUGUUGACAGAACUGUGUCUGUUGAUGUUGUACAGGAGGUGUCCUGCUCCGUCGCCAUGGAAACAAUAACACUGUAAAGCAUAACUUAUUGCUGUAAACCUUUUAAGCACAUAUUUAAAUUGAGUGACAGGAAGUGGAUUCCUACUUCCUGUUGGGAGUUUGAUGUUCGCCUGAUCAAUAAAGUUUCAUCAGAGCUCUG
This is a messenger RNA of Oryzias latipes (Japanese medaka), 7272 nucleotides long. RefSeq names its product APC regulator of WNT signaling pathway (gene apc). NCBI's taxonomy places the organism in Eukaryota, Metazoa, Chordata, Actinopteri, Beloniformes, Adrianichthyidae. Gene Ontology annotation, cellular component: beta-catenin destruction complex; cytoplasmic microtubule; catenin complex. Gene Ontology annotation, biological process: nervous system development; pattern specification process; Wnt signaling pathway. The record is from RefSeq and is a predicted model, not a curated record. Gene Ontology annotation, molecular function: gamma-catenin binding; beta-catenin binding; microtubule binding.